UGACUUUGAACUUAACAACAAAAGCCUACAGCAUGACGAAGUGGAAAUGCAAUUUUUAUUUCUAUCAUAGAAUGGCACUGGUUUUGGCUACAUGGCUAACCCUCAGCAUUGGACGGAAUAUUCCGUUGCAAGGAUCUGAAGAAAAUCCAUUGAUUCGUACUAAUAAAGGCUUGGUGAGAGGAAAAACGACAAAAGCAGUUACUGGUAAAUUAGUCGAUGUCUACUUAGGCAUACCAUAUGCGAAGCCUCCUGUUGGUGAAUACAGAUUUCGACAUCCUAAACCUAUAGACCCAUGGGAUGAUAUUUUUAAUGCAACCGAAAAACCCAAUACUUGUUUUCAGAUUAGUGAUACAUUUUUUGGAAAUUUUUCGGGUUCAAAGAUAUGGAAUCCAAAUACUCCUCUAAGUGAAGAUUGUUUAAAGUUGAAUGUAUGGGUGCCACACCGAAAACCGAAAAAGGCUUCUGUUUUGGUUUGGAUCUUUGGUGGUGGUUACUACAGUGGGACGUCUACUCUCAACGUAUACAAUGCUAAAAUCUUGGCUACAGAGGAACAAAUAAUAGUUGUUUCAAUGAAUUACAGAGUGGCAUCUCUGGGGUUUUUGUUUUUCGAGCGUCCAGAUGUACCCGGUAAUGCUGGGUUGUUUGACCAGUUGAUGGCACUAGAAUGGGUGCAUGAUAAUAUUGCUGCGUUUGGAGGUGAUCCAAAUAGCAUCACUUUAUUUGGUGAGAGUGCUGGAGCAGUCAGUGUGGGCCUCCAUUUGUUAUCUCCACUAAGUAGAAACCUCUUCAACCGAGGCAUCUUACAAAGUGGCUCAGCGACAUCUCCAUGGGCUAUUAUUGAUUAUAAGGAAUCCAAGAAACGUGGGCUUCGUUUAGCUGAAGCUGUCAAAUGUCAAAUUGAUCCUCAAGACAUGGAUGCUGUUGUUAGGUGUCUCCGCAAUGCAGACCCUAUGGAUCUUGUUAUGAAUGAAUCAGGCACUUUAGGGGUCAUUGAUUUUCCUUUUGUUCCGGUUGUAGAUGGAGCUUUUAUUGACGAACAACCAUCUGUGUCACUGAACACCAGGAAUUUUAAGAAAACAAAUGUUCUGAUGGGUAGCAAUUUAGAUGAAGGCACCUACUGGAUAAUAUACUAUCUAACAGAACUUUUCAAAAAGGAAGAAGACGUUUAUCUGACUAGAGAAGAUUUUAUUAACUCAGUGAAAGAGUUAAAUCCCUACAUAGGAGAGGCCGCCCAACAGGCCAUUAUAUUUCAGUAUACUGAUUGGCUGCAUCCAAACAGUUCUAUUCAUAUCCGGGAUGCUAUUGAUAAGAUCGUUGGAGAUUACCACUUUACUUGCAGUGUGAACGACUUUGCCCACCAUUAUGCUGAAGCGGGAAAUGAGGUAUAUAUGUAUUACUUUACCCAUCGGUCUUCUGUUAACCCCUGGCCAAGAUGGAUGGGAGUGAUGCAUGGUGAUGAGAUACCAUUUAUCUUUGGUGAGCCUUUGAACCCAGCUCUAACAUAUACGAAAGAAGAAAAACUUUUAUCCAAGAAAAUGAUGAGAUACUGGACAAAUUUCGCUAAAACAGGAAAUCCCAACACAGAAAAUGCCGAAGUGGAAGAGGAUGGAACCUACUGGGUCACUCAUACUGACGGAGGAAAAGAGUAUAUGACUCUGAGCGUGAAGUCUCCUAAGAUCAGCCGCGGCCCACGGGCAGAAUACUGUGCUUUUUGGCACCAUUACCUACCUCAGUUAGUCAAAAGUACAGGCUCUAUAAAUUCAUUAAAUGAAUCUGAUAUAAUCUUGGAAUAUCAUUGGAUCAUAAACUUCACUCUUAAUGACAUGACCACUUUGUCAUUGCGCUUUUCUUAG
Messenger RNA from Limulus polyphemus (Atlantic horseshoe crab), 1853 nucleotides. RefSeq names its product acetylcholinesterase-like. The transcript has 3 exons. The coding region runs from base 33 to 1853 and encodes 606 amino acids. The record is from RefSeq and is a predicted model, not a curated record. Gene Ontology annotation, molecular function: acetylcholinesterase activity. Gene Ontology annotation, cellular component: plasma membrane. Lineage: Eukaryota; Metazoa; Arthropoda; Merostomata; Xiphosura; Limulidae. Gene Ontology annotation, biological process: choline metabolic process; acetylcholine catabolic process.